AUGCUCAAAAACUCCCAAAUUGCCGAGGACGCGGUCGCCACCCAGGCCCGCAACCUGCCCCUGCUCGCCACGCGCGAGCUCUGCGCCGGCAAGACGUACAUCGUGACGGGGGCCAAUGUCGGGCUGGGCUUCGAGGCGGCCAAGCACCUGGCUAGCCUGGGCGCGGGCAAGGUGGUGUUGGCGGUGCGCACGCCGGCCAAGGGCGAGGCGGCCAAGGCGGCGAUCGACGAGGCCGCGGGCACGGGCGCCGCGGGGGUGGUGGAGGUGUGGCCGCUGGACCUGGAGCGAUACGAGAGCGUCAAGGCGUUCGCGCGCCGCGCCGAGGCCGAGCUCGACCGCAUCGACGCCGUCGUCGAGAACGCGGCCGUCGCCCUCGCCACCCGCCAGCUGGCCGAGGGCCACGUCAAGCCCCUCACGGUGAACGUCUUGAGCACGUUCCUGCUGGCCGUGUUGCUGGUGCCGGUCAUGAGGGAGAAGGCGAGGAGGGCCGGGGACGGGGUGCUGCCGCGCCUGGUGGUCGUCACAAGCCGGGCCGGGUUUGAGGAUAAAUGCAAGGCGGACUGGGAGGGCAUCAAGGCGGAUCCGAUCAAGGGGAUGGACGCGGAGGAUAUGGUGCCCGUGAAGACAUACCCGCUCUCCAAGGUCACCGAGACCUUUGCGCUCCGUCACCUCGCCCGCGAGGUGGUGCCGGUCGAGAAGGGGGGCGUAAUCCUCAACCUUGUCUGCCCCGGCCUCUGCAUCACCGAGCUUGGCAGAAACGCGCCGCCAGAGUUUGCCGCGCGCCUGCGUGCCAUGCAUGCGAGUUACGGGCGGACGGCCGAAGACGGCAGCCGUACGCUGCUGCACGGCGCCGUGGCCGGCGUGGAGAGCCAUGGGACGCUGCUUCACUCCUGCGCGGAUGGCGAGCCCGACGUUCCCGACUGGGUGAAGAAUGAGACCGAGGUGCAGAAAAAUACCUGGGAAUUCAUCGCCAAGGAGCUGGAGGCUAUCGAGCCAGGUUGUGUGAGCAAGCUCCUGUAA
This is a messenger RNA of Dichotomopilus funicola, 1020 nucleotides long. RefSeq lists its product as uncharacterized. The transcript is spliced from 3 exons. The record is from RefSeq and is a predicted model, not a curated record. NCBI's taxonomy places the organism in Eukaryota, Fungi, Ascomycota, Sordariomycetes, Sordariales, Chaetomiaceae. The coding region runs from base 1 to 1020 and encodes 339 amino acids.